AUGGGUGUGGCUCAAGGAGAGAGGCGCAAGCUCCAGGAUGCAACUCCCACAACUAGAAAAGUCUGACCAGAGGAGAGCAUCUUGAGGGUCUCCUAAUCUUGUCUGGACAAGAGAUAUUAUCUUGUCUGUGAGAUCAGAUUAAGUUUUUAAAUGGAGGUUGGGGGCAUUCUUUGCACACAAACAACCUGUUUUUAAUCUUCAGAUCAAGACAAAGACAGCAGCACCAUGAGAGCUUUGCCGUCCAGUUUGGUGAUUCUGCUUCACGUGGUUCUCCUCAUAUCAAAAGGUAUGGCUCUUCAAUGUUACACGUGUAUAGGGUCCAAUAACGAAGACUGCAACCGACAAGGCUCCAGAACAUGUCCCAGCUACGCUGAUGCCUGUGCUGUGGUGGUGGGUCCUUACAGUGGGAUGAUGAAGUCCUGCUCCUAUAAGUCCUUCUGCACUCAGGCUAACAGCCAGAGCUCCAGAAGACCUGGGGUCAGAGUGCACUGCUGCUACAGCAACGACUGCAAUAUCACAAGCGCUGCCGACCGGCUGCACACACUCAGCUCCUUGUUGCUCUUUUUAACUUUGUUCUACCACUGCUUUUUCAGGUAGACACUAAAAAAAAAAGUCUAGCAUGUAGUUCACGCGUACACUUCAACCUCCUCACUAUUACCACUGAAAGACAUACAGUAUUUAUAGUUCUCGGAAAGUAAUUGUGCUAAGAUGCACGCCACAUCGGAUUAAAGCCAUUAAGAUCCCACGUGGCUCUGGCUUUUCCUAAACCUAUAAGGUAAUGAAAAAGUGAAGUGCUGAAAUAAUAUUUCUUAAUCUUAUAUUUGUCCCGAAAAUGAAGUGAGAACAGGCCCAUUGACGACCCAGAGAUUUCAACCACUCUAUGCCUCACAGGCAAUGUUUAAAAUUCAGUUGGCGUGCCGUUGCAUCUUCACCCGGCAGCCAUUUGAUGAGCUAUUUUGGAAUGCGGUGAGAAAGUCAUUAGCACAAACGCAAAUCCACAUAAGUCUUUAACCUGUAGCUCGGUGUGUUGCACGCAGGAGGCUUUCACACUUUGCUCAUUAAAGUGAGAGAUAUACUGGUAAAUACAGUACAUGGAAGUAGAUGCAUGCAUCCACUGCCUUCAUUCAUGUUAAAAUUAAUAUUAAGAAUUGUUAGUGUAAACUGAAACUCCCAAGAGAACACUUUAAGCACUACUGUAAUGUCAAUAAAAUCACAGAUACAAGUCCUCACAAUUCUGUACCUGUAUAUAUUGUACUGACAUUAAUUUCCAUGAUGCCAUCGUUCACUCUUAAGUGGGUUGAUGCUGCUGGAUGAAUUUGUAAUACUUAUUAUUCAUAAAUAAAUCUAAAUGCAAAUUCUUGUUGCUAUGUACAUGUUUUCAAUAUAAAGUGAAGAAACAAAAUCUGA
Syngnathoides biaculeatus (alligator pipefish) is the source of this 1407-nucleotide messenger RNA. It is a transcript of the gene ly6pge, whose product is annotated as lymphocyte antigen 6 family member pge. Lineage: Eukaryota; Metazoa; Chordata; Actinopteri; Syngnathiformes; Syngnathidae. The transcript is spliced from 3 exons. The record is from RefSeq and is a predicted model, not a curated record. Bases 226 to 597 code for a protein of 123 amino acids.